CGUGCAUUUGGCUGAAUUUAGUAGGCAGCAUUGGUUAAAAAUGACAGAUUUUUGCUAUUGUGAUUGGUGAUUGACCGAAGGAAGAAGAAAAAACGUAAACAAAAGAUUUGAAGAAAGCGCUAAAGAUGGAGAUGAAUAAACAAAGAACAACGUGGACAAAUAGUGAUGAAGUUAUAUUAAUAGAUUUGCACAUCUACGCAGACAUAUCUGUGCAAAUGGCGCACAAAUUUACUGCAAAAGAAGUGCAUGUUAAAAUACGUAAUCUUACACAAAAAUAUAGAGACGAAAGGAAAAAAGUUGGGCCCUGGGGGGGGCAGCCCAUCGCUGUUGAAACAUUUUGAUGCGGUCCAUCAAAUUAUCGGACUGACAGCAACGAAUACUGCUGAAGUAUACGAAUCGUUUAUUGUGUCAUCUAUGGCUAUAGGAUCACCAGAACCAAUGUCGCCAGAGCCAGAAGCAAUGUCGCCGGUGUGUACGCCAGUAAUUACAUUGACGAACUCGCCAUUAGUGUCGCCAUUAGGUAGCUCGACAACAGCAGCGGGUGAAUCUCCAAGUAAAAAGAGAAAUUACAUGGUCGAACUAAUAAAAGUGGCAAAAGAACAAAACGAAUUGCUGAAGACAGUGGUGGAGGACGGGAAAAUAUUGACUGAGAGAGUUGUUACUGCAAUUGAAGAACAAAGUAGUAAUACAAAAGAGUUUAUAGGUAUUAUGAAAACUAUUUUAGAAAAAAUGUAAUAAUAAAAUGAAUUUGAACUGAAUAUUUAUUUUAGAAAAAAUGUA
Bactrocera tryoni is the source of this 780-nucleotide messenger RNA. RefSeq lists its product as uncharacterized. The coding region runs from base 247 to 735 and encodes 162 amino acids. The record is from RefSeq and is a predicted model, not a curated record. NCBI's taxonomy places the organism in Eukaryota, Metazoa, Arthropoda, Insecta, Diptera, Tephritidae. The transcript is spliced from 4 exons.